GAACUUCUACUACAUCACAAUGCUGAGGGACCCGGUAUCACGUUACUUGAGUGAGUGGAAGCAUGUCCAAAGAGGUGCAACAUGGAAGACUUCUCUCCAUAUGUGUGAUGGGAGGAGCCCCACACCGGAGGAACUGCCUAUGUGUUACCUAGGAGAUGACUGGUCUGGGGUCAGCUUACAGGAGUUCAUGAACUGUAGCCACAAUCUGGCUAACAACCGCCAGGUGCGCAUGCUGGCCGACCUUAGCCUGGUUGGGUGUUAUAAUUUGACUUCUAUGAAUGAAAGUGAAAGAAAUAUGAUCCUUCUACAAAGCGCCAAGAACAACCUGAAAAACAUGGCCUUUUUUGGACUCACAGAGUUUCAGAGGAAAACUCAGUAUCUUUUUGAGAGGACAUUCAACCUGGAGUUUAUCUCCCCUUUCACUCAGUACAACAUCACACGAGCCUCUAAUGUGGAUAUCAGUGAGUCCGUGAGGAAGCACAUAGAAGAGCUGAACUUCCUGGAUAUGCAGCUAUAUGAGUUUGCUAAAGACCUCUUUCUGCAGCGAUUUCAAUAUGCCAAACAAGAAGAGCAUGAACAAAAUCGUCAAAAACGACGGGAAGAACGGAAAAUAUUGCGUGAGCAGAAGGUUCAUGAAUGGCAAAAGGAGGGAGAAGAAGAAAUCACUGUUACUGAGGAUUAUAACAGUCAGGUGGAACGCUGGUGA
Molecule: messenger RNA, 706 nt
Organism: Gekko japonicus
Lineage: Eukaryota; Metazoa; Chordata; Lepidosauria; Squamata; Gekkonidae
Product: heparan-sulfate 6-O-sulfotransferase 3-like
Exons: 1
Cellular component (GO): membrane
Molecular function (GO): heparan sulfate 6-sulfotransferase activity
Source: RefSeq, a predicted model, not a curated record